AGCUGCUGCUGCUGGAAGGCCGGAUGGCAUUCCACCUGGUUGACCACGGGCUUGAUGCGACAGUUUUGCAGGACGCGCAACGUUUGCGCCGCAUUGAAAUUGGACAGGCCAAUGCUGCGGAAACUUUUUCGUUGAGUUUCUCGUAAGCGCUCGCACGUCCGUUACGUUCCUUAGUCGCGUCGUAACUGUUUUGGGCCGAGUGCUCGGCAGACACGAGCCACGCGGCACGAGCCAAUCGCUCAAUUCACCACCGUUUCGGCUGGCAGAAGAAGAGGUGGAAAACAAAGUAGUAGUUGAAGAAGAAGAAGCAUCUGGCCAGGCAUCCUGCGCCUCGCAGCCCCAGUUGCGAUCACCUCGGCCACACACAGGCCACCAGGUGGGGUUCCCGUUACACAUUACCCACCGCCAAGCUAUCAGCCAAACGUUUACCCGGGAACGUAUGCAUAUCCAGCACAAACCACCAGCCAUGUUCAAAUGAUACCCGUGCAAGUGCAGGUCAUGCAAACUCCAAUGCCUGGCAUGCAAACGUCCUAUCCGCCCAUGCAGCAGCGUGCUGUAAACAAUGGAACUAUGUCUAACGCGGAGCUGACCGUUCUUCCAGCCAACUGUGAGAAGCCGAUCACUCAUCAGACCCACCAAGGGGCGGUCGAAACAGUUAGCCAAAUCUAAACGCUUUUUACUAAGGUUUACCAUUUGACAUAAAGUAUUU
This is a messenger RNA of Drosophila montana, 709 nucleotides long. RefSeq lists its product as uncharacterized. NCBI's taxonomy places the organism in Eukaryota, Metazoa, Arthropoda, Insecta, Diptera, Drosophilidae. The record is from RefSeq and is a predicted model, not a curated record. The transcript is spliced from 5 exons. The coding region runs from base 475 to 669 and encodes 64 amino acids.